AAAAUCCAACAACUUCCGCUUGUAAUGCGCGGUGCAGUGCGCCGUUUGCUAGUUCAAAACUGCACACUGUGGGUAACGACGCCAUAUUUGAUUUCUCUAAAUAAAUUUCUAUUUCAUGGAUAAGGACGAUAUAACUGAAAACAAUGAUCAUAAUUUCAAAAUACAGUUUACGAGUUUUGUGCGUGAAUAUUGUGCAGGGUCUCACAACAGCUACACUUUAAAUGCAAAGAAAAGAGAAAGGGUUUUAAAAUGUUUAAGAAAUUCCAGGGAAGAGCCGAGCGCAAGAUUCCGUUUCUGGGUACGAGCUAAAGGUUUCCGAAUCGUCCAAUCUGCAGAUGGAGAAGAUAUUUUGGCACUCCCACCAAAAGGAAACGAUCCGAAUGAUACAUUAUUUAAAAGAGUUGCAAGCAUUGAUGAAUUCUUUGAUAUUAUUUAUGCUGCACACUCAGAAAAUGGACAUGUUGGGCAAUCUCAGACCUUUCGUGCAAUCAAAGCAAUGUAUGCUUUGGUGCCUCGUAUUUUGGUCAUUAAAUUUAUUGAAAUGUGCCCACAAUGUUCCAAUACUCAUUCAUAUGCAUCAAGGAAGCGAGGUUCAUCCAUGCAGGAUAACUUGAUCAGUCCAGAUAAAUUAGCCGGUCAGACACACAAUCCAUUUUCUGUGGUGAAAAGGGACCCUGAUGAAUUAGAGGCUGAAGAGUUUGAUGAAACCGAAGCUAAUAUACACCUGUGUGCCACAGAGGUUUCAUCAAAUCAACAGGAAGUGGCUAAUGCCUUGAAUGAUCUUCUGGCUGGCAAAAUAUCUGGGGGUGAAAUAGAAACUGUGGUUCACAUUCAGCCUGAGGAGUCUCGCACCAACCCUGAUGUUUUGUUCUCCUGCCAUCUGUGUAAAGAGGUCUUCAAAAAAAAGAAAGCUCUGCAAAAACACAUUAAAAAUCAUCAAGAUUUUAGGCCUUCAGUGCCACUUCAGAAAGCUUCCCCCGCUUUGAAGAAAAGGAAAUUUAAUGUUGGUUUCAGUUCAACUUACCCAAUGAAGGCCAGGCGGAUAGGUGUUGCACGCAGACGAGUAAUCAUUGAUGUAGAUUCCAGCCCUACUGCUGCACAGGCCAUUGUACUAGCAGCCCUAAGACCAGACAUAGAAUUAAUGGCCAUCAACUGUGUUGCUGGAAGAGUGUCUGUUCUCAAUGCUUGUGAAAAUGCACUUAGAGUGUUACGCGCUUGUGGCAGAGAAGAUGUCCAUGUUUGCAGAGGAGCCGAGAAAUCUAUACUGGGUCUGACUGGUAAAGAGGAGAAUUUGCCAGGAGGGGCCUGGUCAAGGAAGGUUGAAGGACACAUCCAAGCUGAGCACUCUGUCUCAUCACUCAUUCGUUGUGUUAAUGAAAAUCCUGGAGAGAUUACUCUUAUUUGUCUCGGCCCCCUAACCAAUCUAGCCUUAGCAUUGAGACUUGAUCCAAUGGUGGCUGUUCACUUAAAGGAGCUAUACAUUAUUGGAGGGAAUAUUGAAGGUCAAGGUGAUCUGUCACUCUGUGCUGAACAAAACUUCAUGUUUGACCCAGAGGCUGCACAUAUUGUGUUACAAGAGAUAAAAAAUGCAUACAUCCUGCCUUACGAGAUAAGCCAUAGACACUGUAUUCCAUUUAGGCAUUGCAUAUCUUGGUUAAAUACUGGCACGGACAUUGCAAGUUUUCUCAUUGAGUGUUUCACACCAGAAGAGCUCACACAGCAGGCGAAGUCAGGGAUGAUCACCCCUGAAGUUUUUGCCGUUGCCAUGGUGAUAGACUCCACCAUCAUUCUGGAGAAAGAAAAAGUCUACUGCACGGUUGAACUGAAAGGAGAGCACACCAAGGGCCUUAUGAUUGUGGAUAGGAGAGGCUAUCUCCACAAACCACCCAACCUGUUUGUUGUGAAGAAUAUGGAUUUGGGGAAAACCCAAGCCUUGUUUGGUGCUAUUUUUACCACUCCUGAGAUGUCAGAGCCUCUGUCACCUGUAUCUCUGGCAGGUCCUGUUAGAGACCAUGUCCCUGUUCUGUAUAAGGAAACAAGAAUGAAUAUUGUGUAAGCUAGGUCUUUUUACAUGGUAGAAAAGAGAAUGCCCAAGUUAAUUGUGCUUGAAUUUAAAAAAAAAUAAUAUGAUUAAAAAAUUAAUAGGGAAAAAGUACCCUUCAUAUCUGACUGUCUUUUGGGCAUUUGAGUGUAAGUUUAUAUUUGAUCACUAAUGAUCAUGAAAGGGAAUUUUUUUAACUGCAAACUUUCAAGUUUUUUUUGUUACCACAAUUAUAAUUUGUCGUAUUUUUAAUGCAGUAGUCAACUAAGGACUACAACCCUUGAUUUAUUAGAAUAUUUAUUUCCACCAUGAGUUGUUGUUCUUGUUUUUUUUAAAAAUCUCAGCGUGAAUACAUACCUUUUUUUGCAGUGUAUAUAAACGUUUGAUAAAAAGUGGUUGAAAUUAUUUUUAAAUAGCCAAUUCAGAUCAUUAACAUUUAAAGUAAAAAAAAACUAAGACGUUAUUUUAAAAGAUUACUUCUUUAUGUUAAACAAUUUGUUUUAUUAUUGUACAGUCUCCAACUUAACAUGCUUAUUAGUAAAAUAAGUUGUACAGCUUGAUCAUGUAUUGCAGCAAGAAAAUGGCCAUGUACAUGUUAAAUUUUAAAAUGUUGACUUAUUUUAACUCAUGUAAAAGCAUUUAUUUAAAAAAAAUAUUAUUGCCAACUUUGUAUCUUGUGAAUAUGCUCAGUUUUAAUGAGCUUGCAUUGAUCUUGUAUGUCUGUGAUAACCUUUGCAAUUACUGCUUGUGUCAAAGAAAAACAUGUUCAGCAGUUAGGGAAUUUUUUUAUAUAAUGUAGUUACUUUGAUAUUUUCAUAGGUAAUUGUAUAUCCUUUAUGCACAGUUUUUUCCUGUUCAAACUAUUUUGUUGUAACAAAGAUGAAAACUUGUAUCAGUUUCUUAAAAAAAACAUUGCAAAGCCAGUAUCAACAACAAAACAAUUUUGAAAUUGAAUUGACUAUUUUAAAAUGAGGACACCUGUACAUAAUGUUCAUAAAAAUGGUUCGUGCUGUUGCUUAUAAUUGAAAAUAAAAAAUUUAAACAUUCACAGAUGCUU
This is a messenger RNA of Physella acuta, 3098 nucleotides long. RefSeq names its product inosine-uridine preferring nucleoside hydrolase. Gene Ontology annotation, molecular function: hydrolase activity, hydrolyzing N-glycosyl compounds. The record is from RefSeq and is a predicted model, not a curated record. NCBI's taxonomy places the organism in Eukaryota, Metazoa, Mollusca, Gastropoda, Physidae.